Messenger RNA from Saccostrea echinata, 2538 nucleotides. RefSeq lists its product as uncharacterized. Lineage: Eukaryota; Metazoa; Mollusca; Bivalvia; Ostreida; Ostreidae. The transcript has a single exon. Bases 38 to 2533 code for a protein of 831 amino acids. Gene Ontology annotation, molecular function: zinc ion binding. The record is from RefSeq and is a predicted model, not a curated record.
UUAUUUGCGAGAAUGAAAUACUUAAAGCUGGUCUAAAAUGUCUGCACAUCUACCUCCAAUGGAUGUACAAAGAAAAGAAGGAUCUAACGCGACCCUAAAUUAUGGUCAGGGGUCUAUUGCCACACUAAAUAAUGGUCAGGGAUCUAAUGCUACACUGAACAAAAGUCAAGGAUCUCAUGCCACCAUAAAUAAAAGCCAAGGAACUCUUAACAGAUCACAAGUGACAUUGAACAACGUCCCAAACGAUGGCGCACAAAGCGGCCUUAGUAAACCCGGAUCAAAAAUGACUGUGGAAAACGCCAGUUUUUCAAAGAUGUCUGCAGACAAUGUCAGCCAUCAUUCCAGGAACACAGUUGACAAUGUCAGUCAUCAUUCCAGGAACACAGUUGACAAUAUCAGUCAUCAUUCCAGGAAUACAGCGGACAAUGUCAGUCAUUCGAGGAUAUCAGCGGACAACCUCAGUAUUCCAGUGGUAACACCGACCAAAAUGGAGUCUCCGAAACCGACACCUUCUGUAAAGUCAAAAGUAAGCGAAGUACGUCCUAUUUCCCCAGAUAUUAAUAUGGAAGCUAUCGGAGCUUCAAUGAUUUCAUUACGAACAGAUGAAGUCGAAGUUUCAAAAUGUCCCAUAUGUGCUAAGGAACUUACUUCACCAAAGUGUCUGCCAUGCUUACAUACUUUUUGCGAAGCAUGCAUAGGUCGCCAUGUUGCUACUUCCUUGUCACAAGGGAAAGCCGUUCAGAUUCGAUGUCCGGUUUGCGCUACGCCUGUCUCAAGUGCACGUGCCAUUACAGACCCUCUUGAGUUUGCAAAAUCUCUCCCGACCAAUCAUUUCAUUUCCUCUCUCAUGGCUGAAAGAAUGCUAAAACAGAAGCUCUGUAAACCAUGUUUGAGAACACAGAAAAAAACUACUGCCGUUACAUGGUGUUCUUACUGCGCUGAAACAUUGUGCAAAGAACACGACAACUAUCAUCGAGGACUGACCUCUUCAGAAAUUCAUAAGACAGCAACGAUUGAAGAGGUACAGAAGGACAAAAUGAUGCUUUAUGCACCUGGGCUUUGUCCAAAUCAUUUGAACGAAAAACUUGUCUAUUUCUGCCAUGAUCAUCGUGAGACUUGCUGCGAAGUUUGCAAGAAGACGGUGCAUAAAAACUGCGAUGAUGUGGUUACUACAGAAGAGGCCGCAAAAUCUUUAAAAGAUACGAAGGAAACUCAUAUACUCUCUCAAAUGCUGAAAUCGAUCAAUGCUCAGACGGAUGAAAUUGUGCAAGGUAGAAAAGAAAAUAUAAAAAAUCUAGAAGCAGAGAAGAGCAAAGAAGAAGAUGCAAUUAGAGGUUUUCGCGAAGAAAUUGACCGUCAUUUAGAUACGCUGGAACAAAAUCUUCGAGAAGAAUUAAAAGAGAAACAUAAACAGAAGAUAUCCGAAUUGCAAGCAGAAAUGGACUCCUUUGAGACGAAGCGAAUGACAGUGGCUUAUUAUAAAGAUCUUCUCCACGCUUUAAUGGGAUCAACCUCCGGAAUACAAGUUAUAAACGAGCUUGGAAAGGUUGGACAACAGUGCGCCAUAUUAGAAGAAAAAGUUCAACAUCGCGCGUCGAAAGUGAAACGUGUAAAUUACGAACUUAAGCAAAACGACCUGACUUCAAAUCUCGAUUCUCUAGGGUCUGUAGACUUCCGGUCGACUCCUAUCAUUCCCAACGUAGUAUCAGAGGACUGGAAUAAAUUGCGUAGCAAGAAGUCGGUCAACAAAAGUAAGCCAAGAGAGAGUACGCAUGAUUUCAUGGUCAUCAAAUAUUCACACAGCAAAAUUACAGGCGGCUGUUCUUACAAAUCCAAACUGGUUCUUGUUGACAACACUGGUCGAGAAAUUCGAGGAUACACCGAAAUGGGUCACCGAGAUGAAUCAUUCACAAUAUCAUUCAAGAAGAAUCCAUGGGAUCUCACGCCCCUUCCUGAAAGAGACGGAAGUGACAUGAUAGCAGUCACUCUCCAUAACGACUGUCAAAUACAAGUAAUUGAGUACGGCCAAAUUCCACUUCCAGACAAGCAUGUAUACCACACAAGAACAAAUUGCUUCGGAAUAGCAUACUUAGAAGGCUUUGUCGUCGUUGCCUGUGUUCAAGGCCUGGAGGUUGCCGAGUUGGUCGAUGAUCAUCGCCUGGUUUACCGAAAUUUCCUUAGAGUUCCCGGAGAUAAGAUUUAUUACGUCUGCUCUGGGGAUAAAAAUCGCAUAUACUACUCGGACGCUGUUGAGAAAGGAUCUCUCUAUUGCAUAACUUUGGAUGGAACCGAAAUUUUCCAGUAUUCUCAUGUUACUCUGAGAUCACCACGUGGGAUUUCCACGGAUUCUACUGGGAAUGUUUUCGUUUGUGGAUAUUAUAGCAACAACAUCCAUCAGCUGAACGCAGAGGGUGCUUUGAUGCACAUCAUCGCACCAAAAAGCAAAACAUUCUACAAGCCGCUCGUGCUAAUAGAGCAUAGCGAGCGCAUGUACUCCGUGUUUGGCAAACAUAAAGUUAUAGUAUUUACUUAAACUUU